Physella acuta is the source of this 2113-nucleotide messenger RNA. Its product is annotated as serine/threonine-protein kinase mos. NCBI's taxonomy places the organism in Eukaryota, Metazoa, Mollusca, Gastropoda, Physidae. The record is from RefSeq and is a predicted model, not a curated record. Gene Ontology annotation, biological process: protein phosphorylation. Gene Ontology annotation, molecular function: ATP binding; protein serine/threonine kinase activity.
AGCACGCCCCCCAUGACAAGCACGCCCCCCAUGACAACCACGCCCACCAUGACAACCACGCCCACCAUGACAACAUCCAUCCUAACAACCAUACCAUCCACCAUUACUCCUUGCAUCAAUCCAAUGACAACAUGAAUGAAAUGCGAGGACACCAUCAUGAAAAGCCCCACCCACCCCUGACCUUGCCACUAUCCCCGUGGGGCUGUCACAUCAACAUUUCCCCUCCCACCCCGGACAACUGGCACUACCGGAGCUCGUCAGACGGCAGCGACACGCCCAACUUCCUGCCACAUCGUCGCGCCAGUUCCUCCCUUUCACCCUUAACCGGUAAGAUGACGUCACACCGUCCGUCCAUGCCAAUGCUGUCUGCUGACGUCACCCGUCUGACGUCACGCAGGUCCAGCGGAAGUACUGGCCCCGCUCAAACUUCCAACCUUCGACGGUGUGACGUCAUUUUUGGCCGAGUCAUUGGCAAAGGUGCUUUCGGCAAAGUUCAUGCAGUUUCAGGUUUGAUGCACGGCCGACCAGUGGCUAUAAAGGUCGUCCAGAAGAGACGUGGGUCAGGCAUACACCGGGAGAUCCUGCAGGCAGAGCGUCUGGCAUUUUCCUUGAAUCUCCAGCACCCGCACCUCAUUGAGAUCGUGGCUGUAAACAUGUGUGAAGGGCUGAGGGGGGAUGCUCUGAUUGUCAUGGAACUGGUCAGCCCCAGGACGCUUCAGUCUGUACUUGAUGACCCUACUCGCACCAUAUCAUUUCCAGAAAGACUCCGGUUUGCCACUGAGAUGACCUCAGCUUUAGUUUAUCUACAUGACCUUGACCUUGUACACCUGGACGUGAAACCAAGGAAUGUUUUGAUGACGUCAGACGAGAAGUGCAAGCUGGCAGACUUUGGCAGCUUGACCUUGACCUCUGUUAGUGCACCCAUGGAAGAAACGGAGUUCACUCAAUUGCUAGGCACCCUGCCCUACAGAGCUCCUGAACUCAUGAAAGGAUUUUUCCCAUCCAACAAGGCGGACAUCUAUUCCCUGGGCAUCAGUCUCUGGCAGCUGGCAACAAGAGAGACCCCCCAUAUAGGGGCCAACCCCCACUGGCUGAUUUACCAAGUGACUAAAGUCAACAAGAGGCCAGACUACCAUGACACAGGAAGUGACUCGAAUGAACUCAAGUACUGUGACCUUUACACUGCAUGCUGGGAUGCUGAGCCCAGUACUAGGCCCAGUGCUGAAGAUGUGAGGGUUUCUCUCGACAACCUGCUCCAUCUAUCAUGGCAAGUCUGUAUGUCUAAUGGCAGGACAGACUAGUCUAAUGGCAGGACGGACUAGUCUAAUGGCAGGACGGACUAGUCUAAUGGCAGGACGGACUAGUCUAAUGGCAGGACGGACUAGUCUAAUGGCAGGACGGACUAGUCUAAUGGCAGGACGGACUAGUCUAAUGGCAGGACGGACUAGUCUAAUGGCAGGACGGACUAGUCUAAUGGCAGGACGGACUAGAAGAUGAAAGACCACCGGUACAAGAUGUCAUUCAGUAACAUGUCAUUCAGUAACCAACUGUACCUUCCUCUACUGGACAGAUUACAUGACAGUUUGACAUGGCCAGUUCUUGUCUGUCAUCUUGUAAGAUUGAAUGCCACUAGUGCUGUUGUAGGACUGGACAAGUGUGCACUCAAUUCUUCCAUCUACGUUAUGUGCACUCAAUUCUUCCAUCUACGUUAUGUGCACUCAAUUCUUCCAUCUACGUUAUGUGCACUCAAUUCUUCCAUCUACGUUAUGUGCACUCAAUUCUUCCAUCUACGUUAUGUGCACUCAAUUCUUCCAUCUACGUUAUGUGCACUCAAUUCUUCCAUCUACGUUAUGUGCACUCAAUUCUUCCAUCUACGUUAUGUGCACUCAAUUCUUCCAUCUACGUUAUGUGCACUCAAUUCUUCCAUCUACGUUAUGUGCACUCAAUUCUUCCAUCUACGUUAUGUGCACUCAAUUCUUCCAUCUACGUUAUGUGCACUCAAUUCUUCCAUCUACGUUAUGUGCACUCAAUUCUUCCAUCUACAUGUUAAUUUUGACAUUCAAUUGUCUUGCUUAUUCUAUUCAUUUAAUAAAGAAAUUGUUUCUGUAAAAUU